CACUACUCCUUCCAAAUAUGAUGUCAACGAAGUUCAUUCUCCUCGUCCUACUAAUUCUGCUUUCUACAAUGUUUGUCGAAAAUGAUGCCUACCUCUGUUGCGGCUAUGGUUACGGCUGGGGAAACGGUUGGUCAUACGGUGGAUGGGGUUACGGACUUGGUUACGGACUUGGUGGUUGGGGAUGGUACGGAAAGAAGUAAUAGCUGUGCAUUUACUGCGAGUUGAAUGGCUACCGAGAAACUUUGAUCUACUGUUUGUUUUAUUCAGUA
Cylicocyclus nassatus is the source of this 269-nucleotide messenger RNA. NCBI's taxonomy places the organism in Eukaryota, Metazoa, Nematoda, Chromadorea, Rhabditida, Strongylidae. The record is from the annotation of a GenBank genome assembly.